AUGGCAACGGAAAUUCAACGAUUCAAGCGAAAAAUGUUUCGACUCCCAGCGUUCCGCGGCCGGAUCUCGAAGUCUCAGGCACCGGCACCUGGGAGCAAAGUCAGCCAGAGUCCAUCAUCAGAGGAAAAAGAGUGGAGCCAGGACAGGGCUGCCAUCGGAAACCAUAUCCAUGCACCUGCUCUUCUUGCAGACCAAGGAGCACUGCCGCGCUGCUCCACGCAGCUCACUCUCCGAGAGGUUGCCAAGCUUUUCCUGUCCACAGGUCAAGCUGCCGGCUGCGUGGUCAACGAGGCGGAUGAGCCUGUAGGUGUCAUCACCGAAGACGACAUUCUCCAGAGUUAUGUUCAAGGUGCCCCCUGGACGACGACAGUCGGACAAUGGAUGCGCGGAGGGGGCGGCGUUGCUUUUGACGCGCCGGGCCUGGAGAAGACUCGCAGCGAGCAGCCCCUGCGCGAAGCGUUACCUUCUCUACGGCCAGCCCUCACCCGGCGUGCAUCGCGGCAGCUGCUGGUUGAGCGGCAGCCCAGCACGGGGUAUGCAGGGGGCUUGCUCUCGGCCCGGGACAUUAUGCUAGCCCUAGCAGAGGGCCAGGCCCGGGACUUGCUUGACUUGCUGGGGCUCCGCACCACGCGCCUGUCCGUCAAGGAUAUCAUGGAGCCGGUCGGGCAGGCCCCAGUGCUUCGAGCAGGAUUCACCGUCCGCGAGCUACUCCAGGAGCUUCUUUCAUCACCGAGCCGCGCUGCCUUGGUCAUGGAUGGCAACAGGAUUCACGGCCUGGCGACGGUUGCAGACGCCCUUUGGGCCUUCGAUCAGCAGUUGUCGCACACACUGGAUGCUUGGGAUCGCUUGGCCGCAAGACCUGGCCGACCGGCUCUCCACGGCCAAGCCAUCCCGGCAGAUGCCGACCUGUCUCAUGCAUUGACAGCGCUGGCUGCACCAGAGGGCACUGUGCGACAUCUUGUAGCAAUGGAGCCCGGGACAAGCAACGUUGUUGGAGUCGUGUCUCCGGAGCAAGUGGUUUCUCGACGGACCUCCCGGCAAGCAGUUCCAGUGCCCUCCUGUGCACCUGAGAUCAAGGUCGAGCUGAGGCACAAGAGCCGAGACGCUGAUAGCGUUGUCAAGAAGGAGGAGACGGACGAGCAUCCGGCAGCGAGUGCCAGGAUAAAGACAGAAGUGAAGGUUGAGCUGCAAGAGGGUCAAGAGGUGAAGUGUGAAGAGGUGAAGUGUGAGGAGGUCAAGUGUGAAGAGCCAGCACCCAAGAAGCGAGCAGUGAUGCGAAGGAGCAAGAUGGACAGAGAACUUGAGGGUGAUGUGAGGAGCCAGGUGACUUUGGCUGACAUCGUGGCUCGGAGAGAGACCGCCAAAGUAACAGUCAGCUACACGCUGUCAGACGCAGUGGAUGCACUCGUCUCUACGGAGCGGACUGCAGCAAUCGUGCUGGACGAUGGGAGAGUGCAAGGUGUCCUAACCGAGAACGACGUCCUUGCAGCGUUGGUAGAGGGCACCUCAUGGCAGUGCCAAAUUUCAGAGUGGCUCAAGGGAAGCUAUGCUCGUCUCCCUGGCUUCAUGGUUCCUGCGCUGACCCUUCCUGCAAGUGCCAGCAUAGCCGAUGCUGCGGCAGAGAUGACUAGCCUGGCUGAGGAUGGCAUUGGAUUCACAUGCCACCACAUGCUUGUCCACACUAGGGACGGGGCCCACGGGGAAUCGCUGCGCAUUCUCUCUGCAUUGGACAUUGCCCGCGGCAUCAUCGACACCAUCGCCGCGCGCACCAGUCGCGACAGUGAGGCCGGUCCGGACCCCGUGGUCUCCGUGUUCACGGCCUCCGACCUCACAGUCGAGCAAGCCAUGAAGGACCGUGCGGGAGUGUCAACCUGCAAGCUUCGGGACUCUUUGCAGAAGGCGUUUGAGACCAUGCAUGAUGCCCGGCAGAAUUGCGCCUUGAUCGUCUCAGGGGGCCCGAAUUCCGUGGACGAGGCGUUGGACGGGGACCUCCCAGCUUGCGAAAUAGAAGAGCAAGAAGGGAUCACUGAAGAGGAGGAGCAGUGGCAGCAGGAGCAUGGAGCUGUCCUUGGUGUUAUCACAUCAUCCGAUGCUUUGCGGGCCUUCUCCGAACACCUCAGAGGAAACACGACAACAGUAGCUGGCUGGCUGCGAGGGCUGAACUCGCAGGCUUCGCCGGCUUUGCUGCUUGGAGCUCCGAGCACCUGCAACUUUUGA
Symbiodinium natans is the source of this 2217-nucleotide messenger RNA. The record is from the annotation of a GenBank genome assembly. NCBI's taxonomy places the organism in Eukaryota, Dinophyceae, Suessiales, Symbiodiniaceae.